AGCUUCUUUUACACACAUACCGUCAUUUGCAGAGGGCACACACACACAAACUGAUCCUCUCACAUAUAGACUCACAGCUGUUGAUUCAUCUCUCUCUGAUGAACGGCGAGGAGCCAAGAAGCCCUGCAGGGAGCUGAAGGAGAAAGCAGCUCUGCCGUUUGCUCCAUCGCGACUCCACUUGAGAGCAGCUACAUGGAGGAUCUAGAUUGACAAGUGCACUGAUUUGUUUUUACGAUCGCUUCCUGGUGUUCCUUUGGGUCAUUCUGCUCUUGCUCUUGCUCUUGCUCUCUCUCACACACACACACACACGGUCUCUUGCUCUUCUUAUUUUCUGAAUCUGUGGGAGUUGAUGCAAGAUUUCAGGCAGCAAGUUAGAGGACAAAAAGAGACAUGUGCUUUUCUUUUGGUUUCGCCACCUACCACCACUGCUGCUUCUCUUCCAUUCAUUGACCAAGGAGGAAAUAAAAGGCGUGAUUCAGAGCGGCAGCCAUUCCGCAAAGAAGUGAAAGGCAACAGGGAUGAGUGUGGACAGCCACCAGGGGGUUGUGACCACCCCUCCCACACCCAGUGGCAAGACCAAAGAGCGCUACUUUGAUCGAGUCAAUGUCAACGAUCCAGAGUACCUCCGAGCCAGGAAAAUGUCGCCUGACCUCCGACAGGACUUCAACGUUCUGGAACAGAAGAAGCGGGUCACGCAGAUAUUACAAAGCCCUGCCUUCAAGGAGGAGUUGGAAAGUUUGAUCCAAGAGCAGCAAUGCAAAGGGAACAACCCCGCUGGUCUGUUGGCCCUCAGACAGAUUGCAGACUUCUUCAUGGCGAGUUCAAUGGCCGGUUACAACACUUCCCCACUAAGUUUGGGGAUGGUCAUACCCAUUAACGACUUGUACAACGUGGAAGCGGGUGCCAUGGUGAAAGGAGAGAAGCUGACACGCUGUAAACUGGCCAGCCUCUACAGAUUGGUGGACUUGUUUAACUGGGCCCACUUUGCCAGCUCCUAUAUCACCGCCCGAAUCAGCAAAGAGCAAGAUCACAUCCUUAUAAUCCCCAGAGGGCUCUCCUUUGCUGAGGCGUCUGCAUCAAACCUGCUGAAGGUCAACAUCAUCGGCGAGGUGAUCGAGCAGGGUUCCACCAACCUGAGCAUCGACUCAGCCGGUUUCAGCCCCCACGCCGCCAUCUACUCGAUACGUCCAGACACCCGCUGUGUCAUCCAUGUGCACACUCCUGCCACGGCUGCUGUGUCCUCUAUGAAGUGUGGCAUCCUGCCCAUUUCUCAGGAGGCGCUCAUCCUGGGUGACAUCGCCUAUUUCAAUUACAAUGGCAAUCUCGAUGAGCCAGCCGAGCGAAGAGAGCUGCAAAAAGCACUCGGGCCUACAGCAAAGGUUCUGGUGUUGCGCAAUCAUGGCUUGGUUGCUCUGGGUGAAUCUAUGGAAGAGGCCUUUCAUUACAUCCACAAUGCGCAAUAUGCCUGUGAAAUUCAGGUAAACGCCAUCUCCUGUGCUGGCAGCAUAGACAACCUGAUUGUGCUUGACCAAGAGAAAUACAAAUCGCGAGUGUUCGCCGUGGCCUCAACAGUUUCCGAAAAUGUAAACAGCCCGUACAAGUGGAAAGUCGGUGAACUGGAGUUUGAGUCACUGAUGAGGAUGCUGGAUAACCUGGGCUACAGGACAGGUUAUGCCUACCGCCAUCCCAUCAUGCGUGACAAACCGAGGCACAAGAGCGACGUGGAGAUCCCCGCCACCGUCACGGCGUUCAUGUUCGAAGAGGAUGUGGACGCCACGCACUUUCCCUUCAAGUUCCUGCAGCAGCGGCAGCAGCGGGAGAAGACGCGCUGGCUCAACUCACCUAACAGUUAUACCAAGGUCAACGUGGAGGGCGGAGAUGACCGGUACAACCACAACAGGACAACCACGUGGAUGAAAGCAGAGGAGACUGGAACGCCAAUCAGAAUUGAGGACCCCAAUCAAUUUGUCCCUCUCAACACAGACCCCAAGGAGGUACUGCAGAAGAGAAACAAAAUCAGAGAGCAGAAUCGAUACGAUCUGACAACAUCAGGGCCGCGAUCACAGCACCUUGCUGGCAUCCCAAUUGAUCAACCACGACAGGCUGAAGUGCAGAUACACGUUCUGCCAUACGUGCCCACAGAGGAGGAGCAGAUGGCCCCACUGCCUCCCAACCCUUUCAGUGAGCUGUCAGAGAAAGAUUUGCAGGAGUAUCACAAAAACGUGGAACUGAGGCAACUGGGUCUCGAUGGCGAGCACGAACUAACCUCGGACGACGGCUCCACGCUCUCUCAGUCUGUGUCGCUCACCCAGUCCCCACAAAGCACUCCAGCUAAAGCAGUCAACCACGCGGGCCUGAUGAACGGCAAGGAUAACCACUGCGACGCCAACGACGAGCUGUGCAAGCGGGUCAGCCAGCUCAACACUAGCGCGGAGAGCGUGGAAAUGACGGUGCGCUCGGCCGACAAGAUCGAAGAGGUGUUGUCUCAGGAGAGCUCGCCCUCCAAGUCGCCCAACGGCAAGAAGAAGAAAAAGUUCCGCACGCCGUCCUUCCUCAAGAAGAACAAAAAGAAAGAGAAGACAGAGGCCUGAGGGCCACCAAGAUGAUAGAAAGGGGAGGGCAUCUUUUUAUGUUUUGUCUUUUAUGCUGUCUUUGUUUUCCUGAUUUUUGUGUUUAAUCCUUUCCAGAGUUUUUAUAUACAAAGAAAUGAUUUGGAGAAAAAAAAGGAAUUGGCAAAAAAACAAAACGUUUCCCACGCAGAUGGACAGAUAGAGUAUGGUCGAGCAUUUUCAAGUGAAUCACAAAUGCAGUACUCAAAGUUGAUUCAGUGACAUCUGCACAACUGUGCUGAAAUUAGAAUUGUUAAAAGUACGAUCAUUUCAACGUAAUUCUCAAGUCAAGAGUGUAUACUGCACAUUUUUUUGUUAAAUCCUCAUCUGGUGGUCCUCUGCCUUUGCAUUGAGUUUAUAAUCACUAAGAGGCUUCAUGACCGAUGACAUCACACUGGACAACUUCUCCCCAUCAGUGGCCACAGGGUAUGUGUCCAUUUGUUUACUGGCUCUUCUUAUUUUGCACCAUUCUUCUCGUUUUUGCGCUUCUGCGGCAUCGACACAUACGUAUUUACUCACCAAACUGGAGUCAUGCGCCUUUUAGCGUUAACAUCUCAAAAGAGCCAGUCGGAUACUAUUCAUUUACAUAUGUAGCAUUUUCCUACUUACUUUUGGGACGAACCGGAAUUUUUUUUUAGUGUAGUUGAAGUCAUCGCAUGAAAUUUGACCUUUUUUAUUGAACAUUUUGCUUGUAUUCAACAUCCUUUUGUACUCAUUUCUAGGCUUUUUCCAGGCGCCUAUUUUGUCUUUUGCCAGGAGGAGAAGUGAUUGCUCACACUAUAUUUUAAAGUAGAGUACAUAAAUAUAACACAGAUAUAUUUGACAACUGGAUACGUCGGCUAUAGAUUUGUAACUAUAUAUUUUUUUAUUUUAUUGUGCUGCACUUUCCACUGUAGUAGGAUGGUUUCACCCGUGAAAGAGACUGUCAAGUCGUAUGUGGUCAAAAACCGAGCAAGUAGCAAAGCAAUUGAGACAAGUGAAGACUCAGAAAGUGAAAUCAGUAUGAAGGAGAAAAAACAAAACAAAAAAUAGGCUUUUCAUGUGCGAAAUGAUGUCUGCACUCAGCAAAAAUCAGGAAGUGUGUUGUGCUGAUAUGUCUAACCUCUGCAGUCGCCAGCUGAGAAUAACAGGAGUAUUAGGACCUCACUGAAGUGGCGAAAAAAAGGAUAUUACCAGAAGCAAAGUUGUAAUGGGAGAAAAAAAUGGCCGGUAUCUCCAUAAAAAUUGAGUUUUUCUCUGCAAUUAGUAUUAAGUAAUGGUUCAAAACAUUUCAACAUGGAGUAAUCUUCAAUCAUGAGGAACUGUUUUUUUAAAACCCCAAUUGUUGUAAUAUUACAAACAAAAUUACAUCUUUUAUGAUUGACCUAUUUUCCCUGUAAAAUGAUUAUCAUUUUCUUGUAAAAUUACAACAGUUGUAAAAUGAUUGAAUUCUUUGUUCCUCUUUUACAACAUUAUUCUUCAACUUAAUCCUUGUAAUCCAGCAUCUGUCACAAAAUUAUACCUCGCAACAUUUCAAUUUCAUUUGUUUUAUAUGUUCAAAUUAAGUCUGUCCUGACAUUUUUACUCCUCUAGGGAGGAAAAAAAUAUGAUUUUAUUCUUGUAUAUUAAGAGUUCUUCUAAUAUUUUAUCUGUGUCGUAUAUUUUCUUUCCCCCCCGCAGUCUGGCCCUAAUCCUCCUGUGUCACGAAUGAAGUAUGAAGCAGGGAUGACUUUUGUAUAGUGUUGAUAUACGUGCUUAAAGAGUGUGUGAUUUAAAGCCAUAUUGUAUUGUUUUUGGACAAGGGGUUGUGAGGCUUCAAUGACCCUGACAGGACCUCUUGUUUAAUCCCCUUAAUGACUGCACGGCCCCUUCUCUCGGGUCCAAUAACCAGCACUCUUCUUCACUCCUCAAAACGCAGCUUUUCACACGCGCAUUCAAUCUCGUACGCCCGUUUCACUCCCCUCGUGCGACGUUUUGGGUAAAUGUGAUAUUUGUCGGAUGACCCGUCGUUGACCUGAACUCCAAGUGUAAGAAGGGAGGACUUGUAGCAUGCUUUCAGCUUUUUUUCAUCGCAUCGUCGUCUUUGUCAUCCUCCAUUUGUAUGGCUAUAUUUAUUCUAUGUUUGUUUAUUAAAUAUUUUAUGGGCAUAAAUUGCUCCCAGGUGAACUGAAUGUGCGUUCCUUCAGUUUCAAUUUUGGUUUCUUUGCACCUUGCGCGACCAAUGCUUCCCAAUUCAUCUUUUCUGUUUCCAAAAAAAAAAAAAAUGUUUGCUUUGGUAUGCCACAAUGAGCCAAGCGACUUUUUGAUCUGUGAACACCCCCUUAUAUAAAUGCUAAUCUAUGGAAUUGCUUUUAGAUGUAUUGCUAAUCAGUGUACAUUCACAAAUAAACUGUAUUUUGCCAAAA
This is a messenger RNA of Syngnathus acus (greater pipefish), 4993 nucleotides long. RefSeq names its product adducin 3 (gamma) a (gene add3a). Gene Ontology annotation, molecular function: actin filament binding. Lineage: Eukaryota; Metazoa; Chordata; Actinopteri; Syngnathiformes; Syngnathidae. The record is from RefSeq and is a predicted model, not a curated record. Bases 519 to 2591 code for a protein of 690 amino acids. Gene Ontology annotation, biological process: barbed-end actin filament capping. Gene Ontology annotation, cellular component: cytoskeleton; postsynaptic density; plasma membrane. The transcript is spliced from 16 exons.